Molecule: messenger RNA, 1008 nt
Organism: [Torrubiella] hemipterigena
Lineage: Eukaryota; Fungi; Ascomycota; Sordariomycetes; Hypocreales; Clavicipitaceae
Source: the annotation of a GenBank genome assembly
AUGCAGUCCCUUCUUCAGCUCCUUGCCUUUAGCGCCCUCGCCGCCGCUGUUCCUACCAGCCAGCCCGCUCUCGACGUUGCCGUCGAGCGUGUCGGUAACUCUGGUAUCAAGGCCACCUUCCGCAACCCUGGUGCUUCUGAGCUCAAGCUUCUCAAGACUGGUACCAUUCUCGGCGACUCGCCCACAAAGAAGGUACAUGUUACCUCUGGCAACUCCCCAAUUGCCUUCAAGGGCAUGCACAUUACUGUUUCGGACACCGAUCUCCCCGAGACCGCCUUUGUCACUCUCCCCGCCGGCGGUGCUCUCGACGUCAACAUUGACAUUGCUGAGAUCCACGACCUCGGCGCUGGCGGCGACUACGCCGUCCGCGUUGCAGGCAGCAUCCCCUACACCACCGACAACGGCCGUACGCUGAACCGCGUCGGCGCCAAGUACGAUGCUGGCAAGAUUCUCUCGCUGGCCGUCAACGGCGAGGAGGCCCUCCAGGUUCACAAGUCUGCGGUUUUCCAGCGCGCCGAGGUCAUCCCCUGCACUGAGGGCCAGCUGUCAUCGCUCGAGACUGCCCAGACUAACUGCAACGACAUUGCCGCAGCUGCCCCUGGCGGCUUGACCAAGUCGCGCAUGGACACCUGGUUCCAUGCUCACGACGCUGAUACCAUUGCCACCGUUAAGGGCGUAUACAACUCCCUGCCCGCCGGCUGCAACAGCAAGCUCCAGUGCUCGCCUGGCACCUACAAGACCUGCGCUGAUGGUGCGGUUGCUUACCAGAACAAUGGCAUCUACCUGUGCCCCGUCUACUUCAACAAGCCCGUCUCUUCAUCGACUGCCUGCCACAACACCCAGACCCAGGGCAACGUCUUGUUACACGAGACUACGCACAUGGAGGCUAACACUGUCGACAGUGCCUAUGGUUAUGAGGCCUGCAUUGCGCUGUCCACGGCUGACGCGCUCAACAAUGCCGAUACCUACGCUAGAAUGGGCCAGGACAUUUACGCUGGCUGCUCAUAA